Messenger RNA from Macrobrachium nipponense, 3374 nucleotides. Its product is annotated as mucin-2-like. The coding region runs from base 135 to 3374 and encodes 1079 amino acids. The record is from RefSeq and is a predicted model, not a curated record. The transcript is spliced from 8 exons. NCBI's taxonomy places the organism in Eukaryota, Metazoa, Arthropoda, Malacostraca, Decapoda, Palaemonidae.
UACCAACAAUUUAACAACAAACUUCACCAUCAACAACUACCAGCAAUAUAACAACUACAACAACAGGUACUCCCAUCACUACAACUACUACUACUGGUACUCCAACAACAACUACAACAACUACCACACAACUAAUGAGUAGUUCCUUCAGUAGCAGCAGUCUAGGUUCAAGUAGUACGAGUUCAUCGAUCAGCAUAUCAAGUCCAACCUUUACUACAACAACUGCAACACCAACAACUACUACUGGAUCAUCUACAACAACAACAGCUACUCCCACCACCUCAUCAACUGCAACCACAAGUACUUCUAAUACAACAUCAGCAACACCUACAAGUACAACAAUAUCUGCAACAACAACAUCUGGCACACCGACCACAACAACUGCAACAACAGGUACUUCUAAUACAACAUCAGCAACACCUACAAGUACAACAAUAUCUUCAACAACAACAUCUGGCACACCGACCACAACAACUGCAACAACAGGUACUUCUAAUACAACAUCAGCAACACCUACAAGUACAACAAUAUCUUCAACAACAACAUCUGGCACACCGACCACAACAACUGCAACAACAGGUACUUCUAAUACAACAUCAGCAACACCAACAAGUACAACAAUAUCUUCAACAACAACAUCUGGCACACCGACCACAACAACUGCAACAACAGGUACUUCUAAUACAACAUCAGCAACACCUACAAGUACAACAAUAUCUGCAACAACAACAUCUGGCACACCGACCACAACAACUGCAACAACAGGUACACCAACCACAACAACUACGGUUCCAACUACCACCACCACCACCGGUUCUCCAACUACUCAAACAUCCAGCUCCUCCUCGUUCAGCAGCAGCAGUCUAGGUUCAAGUCUGUCUAGUAGUUCCCAAUACAGUGUAUUAAGCCCCUACUUUACUACAACAACCACAACAUCAUCUACAAUUACAACCACACCUAUCAGUUCCACAAUCUCGACAACCACAAAUACAUCAAAUACUUCUACAACCAUGUCUACCACUUCCACAACAACUCCCUCAAUUACAACAUCAACUUCAUCUACUACCACAACUCCACCAACUACAAAUACAUCAACUACUUCUACUACCACACCUACCACUACAACAACAACUCCAACAUCUACAAGUAGAACUACUACUACUACUACCACCACUCCUACCACUACCACAACAACUCCAACAUCUACAAGUACAACAUCAACUACUACUACCACUCCUACCACUACCACAACAACUCAAACAUCUACAAGUACAACAUCAAGUACUACUACCACUCCUACCACUACCACAACAACUCCAACAUCAACUACUACUACCACUCCUACCACUACCACAACAACUCCAACAUCAACUACUACCACCACUCCUACCACUACCAUAACAACUCCAACAUCUACAAGUACAACAUCAACUACUACUACCACUCCUACCACUACCACAACAACUCCAACAUCUACAAGUACAACAUCAUCUACUACAACUACCACAUCUACCACUACUCCACCAACUCCGACAACUACAAGUACAACAUCAACAACAUCCACUCCAACACCUACUACUACCACAUCAACGACUUCAACUACAACAACGCCUGCUACAACAACCACAAGCUCAACACCUAUCGCAACUUCUCCCUCUCCCACCACUACUACCUUGACAACAGCAGAAACUACAAGAUUCACUUCUUCUUCUAGUUCUUCCUUCAGUGGUUCAAGACUAGAAGAGGUUAAUAUGAGGAGAGGGAUCUUCCAGGGGAACUCACUGUCCCCAUCACUCUUUGUAGUAGCCAUUAUUCCCAUGACAAAAGUACUGCAGAAGAUGGAUGUUGGGUACCAACUCAAGAAAAGAGGCAACAGAAUUAACCAUUUGAUGUUCAUAGAAGAAAUCAAGCUGUAUGGUAAGAGCAUCAGGGAAAUAGAUAUCCUAAUCCAGACUUGUAUUAAGCCCCUACUUUACUACAACAACCACAACAUCAUCUACAACUACAACCACAUACUAUCAAUUCACAAUCUCGAACCCCACAAUACAUCAAAUACUUCUACAACCACGUCUACCACUUCCACAACAACUCCCACAAUUACAACAUCAAUUUCAUCUACUACCACAACUCCACCAACUACAAAUACAUCAACUACUUCUACUACCACACCUACCCCUACAACAACAACUCCAACAUCUACAAGUACAACUACUACUACCACCACUCCUACCACUACCACAACAACUCCAACAUCUACAAGUACAACAUCAACUACUACUACCACUCCUACCACUACCACAACAACUCCAACAUCAACUACUACUACCACUCCUACCACUACCACAACAACUCCAACAUCAACUACUACCACCACUCCUACCACUACCAUAACAACUCCAACAUCUACAAGUACAACAUCAACUACUACUACCACUCCUACCACUACCACAACAACUCCAACAUCUACAAGUACAACAUCAUCUACUACAACUACCACAUCUACCACUACUCCACCAACUCCGACAACUACAAGUACAACAUCAACAACAUCCACUCCAACACCUACUACUACCACAUCAACGACUUCAACUACAACAACGCCUGCUACAACAACCACAAGCUCAACACCUAUCGCAACUUCUCCCUCUCCCACCACUACUACUCUGACAACAGCAGAAACUACAACAAGAUUCACUUUUUCUUCUAGUUCUUCCUUCAGUGGUUCAAGUUCAAGUCUGUCAAGUAGUUCCCAAUACAGUGUAUUAAGCCCCUACUUUACUACAACAACCACAACAUCAUCAACAACUACAACCACACCUAUCAGUUCCACAAUCUCGACAACCACAAAUACAUCAAAUACUUCAACAACCACAAAUACAUCAAAUACUUCUACAACCUCGUCUACCACUUCCACAACAACUCCCACAAUUACAACAUCAAUCUCAUCUACUACCACAACUCCACCAACUACAAAUACAUCAACUACUUCUACUACCACACCUACCACUACAACAACUCCAACAACUACAAGUACAACUACUACCACUACUACCACCACUCCUACUACUACCACAACAACUCCAACAUCUACAAGUACAACAUCAAAGACAACUACCACUCCUACCCCCCCAAUACACAACAACUCAACAUCUACAGUGACAACAUCAACUACUACCACCACUCCUACCCCACUACACAACAACUCCAACAUCUACAAUACAACAUCACUACUCAACUACCUAAACCACUACUCCACCAACUCCGACAACUACAAGUACAACAUCAACAACAUCCACUCCAACACCUACUACUACCACGUCAACGACUUCAACUACAACAACGCCUGCUACAACAACCACAAGCUCAACACCUAG